AUGCCUUUGUAUGCCAAGUUUUUGAAGGAGCUUAUCAACAAGAAAAGAAGUUGGCUUGAGAAGGAAACCGUAUUACUCACCGAGGAAUGUAGUGCUGUGAUUCAACGGGGCAUUCCACCAAAACUCAAGGAUCUGGGAAGCUUUGUAGUAUCAUGCACCAUUGGCAAAAUAAUUCUCAACAAAGCUCUCUGUGACCUUGGUGCCAGCAUCAAUUUAAUGCCUCUUUCAAUGAUGAGAAAGCUUGAUAUAGAAGAGCUUAAACCCACCAGGAUGUCAUUAGUCAUGGCUGACAGAUCCAUCAAGACACCCAAUGGAAUUGUGGAGAAUCUGUUGGUGAAGGUUGGGGAAUUUAUCUUCCCAGCAGAUUUUGUGAUUUUGGAUACUGAAGAGGAAGGAAACGACUCAAUCAUUUUGGGAAGGCCAUUUCUACACACAGCAAGGGCCAUCAUUGAUGUAGAAAAAGGAGAAAUGAUCUUCAGGGUCCAUAAUGAACAAAUGGUCAUAAAUGUUUUCAAGUCAAUGCAACACAUUCCUGAGCAAGAGGACUACGUAAGAGUGGAUAUGAUAGAGAGUUUGGUGGAAGAAAUGCUGGAGGAAAAUUCUCAGGAGCAAGAAGGAAAUCAAGGGGCAACAGAAGAACAAGUAGCUGAGACCUUCAUUGAGCAAGAUGAAAAACAAGACAAGAAGGAAGAAGUACGAAAACAAGAACUGAAACCACUACCCCCAUCUCAAAUAUGCAUUUCUAGGCACAUCAGAAAGCUUCCCAGUGAUCAUUAA
Molecule: messenger RNA, 777 nt
Organism: Arachis duranensis
Lineage: Eukaryota; Viridiplantae; Streptophyta; Magnoliopsida; Fabales; Fabaceae
Exons: 1
Coding region: 1-777 (258 amino acids)
Biological process (GO): proteolysis
Molecular function (GO): aspartic-type endopeptidase activity
Source: RefSeq, a predicted model, not a curated record